GUCGGUUUCGUCACCCGACUCCCACUGUUUGUGAUAGGGGGUUCUCCCAUCCCACGCUAUACGCUUCCGGUCGAUUCAUAUCCGCUUCAGAGACGGAAGUAAGACGUCAUUGUCGUGGGUGCUCUCGGCGCGGGUGAGCUCCCGACGUCAUUGAAGCGUCUGAGCCGCUACGGGAGGGAGCAGGCAACCGACAUGCCUGUGUUGUGAUGACGCUAGGUCAAGUCCCUAGUAAAGGAACUUGAGUUUGGACAUGUCAACCUCAGCAUUGGAACUUAAGCUUCACAGCCCAGCAGGGUCGGAACCAGCCAUCUUUACGUGGCCGUUGCCAACCGGCACAUCGAAAAAGGGAAAGGAGCAUGAUGGAGCCCUGGAAAUUGUUGACACCAUCAGAUGGGUUUGUCAAGACUUUCCAGAGCUCAAGAUGGCGAUGGAAAUCAAUAUACUCAGCCAGUAUGACACCAAGAGCUAUGAAAGCAUGAAAAAUCUUUGUGAUAGGUACAACAGAGCAAUUGACAGCAUACUUCAGCUGGAGCGGGGCACCUCCCGACCGGCACAGCGCUUCAACAAGAGGCCGUCGCGCGACCUGCUGCGCCACAUCAUCCAGCAGGUGUACAACCAGGCCGUGGAAGACCCAGACCGGCUGAAUCAGUACGAGCCCUUCUCGCCCGAGGUGUACGGCGAGACGUCGUUCGACCUGAUCUGCCAGAUGAUCGACCAGCGGCCGCUGACCGAGAACGACGUGUUUAUCGACCUGGGCUCCGGGGUGGGCCAGGUCAUCCUGCAGAUGGCGGCUGCCACGCCCUGCAAGAUCUGCGUCGGCAUCGAGAAGGCCGAGACGCCCUGCCGAUACGCCAAGGCGCUGGACAAGAACUUCCGGCAGUGGAUGAAGUGGUACGGCAAGAAGCACAGCGACUAUCAAUUGAUUGAGGGAGACUUCCUGAAGCAGGAGCACCGCGAAAAGAUCACAUCAGCGACGCUGGUGUUCGUCAACAACUUCGCGUUCGGUCCCACCGUCGACCACCACCUGAAGACCAUCUUCCAAGACCUGAAGGACGGCGCACGCAUCGUCUCUUCGAAGGCGUUCUGUCCGCUCAACUUCCGCAUGUCGGACAGAAACCUGAGCGACAUCGGCACCAUCAUGCACAUCACGGAGCUGGCCCCGGUGCUGGGCUCCGUCUCCUGGACCGGCAAGCCCGUCUCGUACUUCAUGCAGGAGAUAGACCGCACCAAGCUGGAGCGCUACUUCCAGAAGCUGAAGAAUCCGGAGGACGACUCAGGCGGUUCGUCAGGCCGCAGCAGCCGCUCGGCCACCCGGCGCUCCGAUGCCAAGUCCCUGCUGCUGGACUCCAGCAGCGGCGACUCGGACGCCAAGGAGGCCGGUAGGUGUGAGGAUGAGACGCCGCGGCCCCCCCGCUUAUUUCGAAGACGUGUAUUUCACAAAGUUGGCACACCUGAUUUCUCAUACCUGUCCAUGUCUUGGCCGCUAACGCCGCACCCGUCCUGCCGUGCAGCCAAUCAGCGUAAGCCGAAGCGGCGGCUGACGCGGAAGCUGCCGCGCGCGCGGCCUCAGGUGCGUGCUGCCGCCGCCGCCACCGUGCCGCCCGUGCAGCUGAAGCGCACUGUCGCUGGCAAGGGCAGGAAGCCGGGCCGCAAGCGCAAGCUGAACAUCUCCGGCCUGGACGUGCUGCACAGCAAGACGCUGCUCAGCACCACGCACAUGGUGACGGCGCCGGAGGACGUGGCGCCGGGCACCGUCGACCAGAAGCUGUCGUCUGUGGCGCUGGGCGGCGUGCUCAGCCACCAGGAGCUGCCGCCGGAGCUGACUGCCGGCGACGUGCCGUACGGCCUCCAGCUGCUGCUCGAGUCCAUCAAGAACCAAUAUAUGCAGUUCAUCCAGCGCAUGCAGACGGCCGACUUCCGGCGCUCCGUGGAGCUUGAUAUCGAGCGAGAGCGGGUGCGGCAGCGGGAGCUCAAGGGACGCACCAGUCAGCUGGAGGCGCAGAUCGAGCACCUGAAGGCCGAGAGCCUCGGCUUCCUGAAGCGACGCAUCGCCGAGCUGGGCAUCGAGGCCAGCAAGCCGGAGGAGCUGAUCGUCAAGGCCAAGGAGAUUGUGAUGCGCCACCGCGAGCUGCAGGAGCGAGCCGCUGCCAUGGAGACGGAGGUCGCUACCAUGGAGCAGCACCAACAGCAACAGCAGCAGCAACAACCGCCUCCGCCAGCGGCCGCCGCAGCCGCUGCCGGCAAGGAAGACACGGUGACGCACGAGCUGGUGAUGCAGGAGAUAUCGCGCACGUUCGCCGCCCGGCGCCGCGUCCAGGGCGAGAUCCGACUGCUGGAGAACGAGGUGCAGAUGUUGGAGCGGUCGGCCGCCGAGAAGCAGGCCAGCCAGCAGCUGCAGCUGGCCGCCGCAGCCGCCGCCGCCGCUGCCGUCGCUCCGCCGUCUGCCGGCCACCAGGUGUUCGCGCCGCCGCCGGCAUCGUCGUCCGCCGCCGCCGCCGCCGGCGCGCUGCAGGCCGGCCAGAAGGCGCGUCACAAGAGCCGCAACCAGGAGUGGCCCAAGGUGCCCGACAUUGGCAAGAUCCACGAGAAAAACCCCGAGCUGCUGGCGCGCAAGAUCCUGGAGACAGGUCGUCAGAUCGAGGCGGGCAAGAUUCCAGUGAUUCGCAGCUCGCCAAGCCCGGCGCAGGAGGGCGCGGCGCGCGCUCCGCCACCGCCGCCGCCGCCGCCCCCUCCGCCGCCGCCGCCACCGCCGGCCGCCCGCCGCGAGCCCGAGCGGCGUGGUUUUGGCGUGCAGCGCGUCCACGAGCCGCCCAAGGUGAACAACUUCGAGGACCGGCUGAAGAGUAUGAUCACCUGCUUCCUGAACGAGGACAAGCCCUCGGAGGAGGGCGGGUUCCGCGCGGCCGGCGCGGCCUACCCGCCGCCGGGCGAGGAGGCCGCCGGGCCGCGGCUGCUGGGCCGCCUGCCGGCCGCCCACCAGCCCGACUACACGCAGUUCUCGCCUGCCAAGCUGGCGCUGCGCCGCCACCUGUCCCAGGAGCGGCUCAACACGGAUUCCGAGCCCGGCCACGCCGCGCACAAGGGCCCCGUCCACGCCGCCGUCGACAUGAACAUGCUGUAG
Molecule: messenger RNA, 3121 nt
Organism: Pollicipes pollicipes
Lineage: Eukaryota; Metazoa; Arthropoda; Thecostraca; Pollicipedomorpha; Pollicipedidae
Product: histone-lysine N-methyltransferase, H3 lysine-79 specific
Exons: 16
Coding region: 251-3121 (956 amino acids)
Biological process (GO): regulation of transcription regulatory region DNA binding; DNA damage checkpoint signaling; DNA repair
Cellular component (GO): nucleus
Molecular function (GO): histone H3K79 methyltransferase activity
Source: RefSeq, a predicted model, not a curated record